ACGCGUAUUAUGGGGGUGUCUCCUCUCCACUGGACUUAACAUCAUCGGGGGGUGUGGUGGGGGGAUUCCUCAUUGCACAGUUGUAUGCAGACAGGUAGAGAGCAGGAUAAACAUAAACGUCAUGUUCACAGGGAUGCGGGAGGAGAUCAGGGCGGACUCGGGGGUCCUGGAUGCUGCGGCUCUGAGGCAGCAGAGGAGGCUGAAACAGGCGAUCCAGUUCCUCCAUAAAGACUCGGCUGAUCUGCUGCCUCUGGAUGGACUGAAAAAGCUCGGGACAUCUAAACAAGGGCAGCCACACCAUAUUCUACAGAAGCGCCUGCUGGAGGCUAAGCUGUCCCGGGGAAGGAUGAACAUGUGUGGAGUAACGCCAAACAACGGAGAGGUCCUUCUCAGUGGUCAUUUAAAUUCACAUAAAGAUGAGGAAGAGGAGGAGGAAAAUUUCAUUUACGUGCCCAGCAAGUGUUUAGGACAGGAAGUGAAUGUGCUGAUUGACACCGGCUGCAAACUGAACCUGAUGUCCUCGCUGACUGUGGAGAGAUUAGGUUUAAAAGGACUGGUGGAUGAUAACAAAAUGGAGACGGAGGGUUUUCCAUUUCAGCGUAAGCUCUGCAUUGAUGGUCACAUCAGGGAGCUCAGUCUGACCAUCGGACAGCUCAGGAUAAUGUGUUCAUUUGCCAUAGUGGAAAGUAACAGGCCACUGAUGUCGCUGGGAAACAAGACACUGAAGUCCCUCAGGUGUGUAAUUGACGCUGAGAAGCAGCUGUUUGUGUUUGGGACAAGCGUGAGGGAGCAAGUUCAGUUUGUUAAGAAGCCAUUCAGCGAAAGCUCCUCAGACUUCACAGACCUGGUUUACUGAUCUCCCCACCACCAACACACACACAGUGACCUAAAGCAAUAGAAAUACUGUUUUACUCUUACAAAUAGAUGCCUCAUUGGGGAACUUCUGGUUAUCUCAUCUCAUAAAGUCGCACUUUCUCUCUGCCUGUUUGUUUGCUGCGUUCAUGGGUCCGGUAAUCCACACUGACCUCGCUUAUUUUUACAUAAAGGAAAUGGUUAGCGCAGAAAAUGUUCCUCGUGUAGCAAUAGCGAUGAAUAGCGACCUUGUAGCUCAGAGUAUGGUCUUACAUUAGCUGUCACUACAGUAGUCAGUGUCGUAGACUUAAAGAUUCUGAUAGAAUUGUGAUUUAAAACUCUUGUAUCUUACAAAUUACUCUUGUAUCCAGUUUAUAUCUGAAUCAGUCUUGGAGAACAAAAGUAGCUGGAGGUUGUUGCUGAUGAGCUCAGCACAAUCUACUGCAUACAGACCAACUGUUUAUCUACUGUAUUUUAUAAUGUUGUAAAUGUAUUUUCUAGUCUGAGACAUGUAUUUGCAUUGACGUCACUGCCUUUUAAUGUUUUCAGAAUGAUAGUGACUCUUGUCAUAUGUUUUAUCACGUGACUGAAGCAAAGUGCAGCACUAAAUAUCAAAUAAAAUCCAAAUAAUGUGAA
Molecule: messenger RNA, 1488 nt
Organism: Seriola aureovittata
Lineage: Eukaryota; Metazoa; Chordata; Actinopteri; Carangiformes; Carangidae
Product: nuclear receptor-interacting protein 3-like
Exons: 7
Coding region: 122-856 (244 amino acids)
Biological process (GO): proteolysis
Molecular function (GO): aspartic-type endopeptidase activity
Source: RefSeq, a predicted model, not a curated record